Molecule: messenger RNA, 465 nt
Organism: Talaromyces rugulosus
Lineage: Eukaryota; Fungi; Ascomycota; Eurotiomycetes; Eurotiales; Trichocomaceae
Exons: 1
Coding region: 1-465 (154 amino acids)
Source: RefSeq, a predicted model, not a curated record
AUGUCUAUCAGCCUCUCAUCUCUUACGCCUCGCGAAGCUAUCUCCGACACUCUAUACCGAUGUCUUCUCGGCCUCGACACCAAUGAUUUGCCCAUGUUUAAAUCUGCCUGGCUUGCCGAGGACCCUGAUGUUUCCAUAGCGGUUGGCGAUACAGUUACGCUCGGAUUCGACAACAUCACCGAAGCCGUGUUCAAAAGAAUUGGUGCCUUAGACACCACACAUUUCACUACCAAUAUUCGAAUUGAUCUGAAGGAUGGUUCAGACAAGGCUAGCCUUACCUCAUACACACUAGCGCAGCAUUAUCGGCCUGGCGAAGGGCACAACCCCGAAGGACAGCAGCUGUUGACGGGCGGUCUCUAUUAUGUUGAUCUGGAAAAAGACAAGGGAGAUGGGUUGUGGAAGGUUAAAAAGUGGACAAUCAAAUUUAUUUGGUCUGAAGGAGACAUGUCUAUUGUGGGAAGAUGA